This is a messenger RNA of Styela clava, 2550 nucleotides long. RefSeq lists its product as uncharacterized. The record is from RefSeq and is a predicted model, not a curated record. Lineage: Eukaryota; Metazoa; Chordata; Ascidiacea; Stolidobranchia; Styelidae.
CGCCCAACAACAGUCGACACAGGACGAUUGCAACGACUGAAGGUCGCGUUGUUCAUAACUGCCAUCACGUUAGUUACGUUUGCUUACAUCUGUUAAUAGUCUAAUUCUGGGGUCAUCUAUAAAUAAAAGAAGCGACAAAAACGCAGUUUAAGUAGUGGCUGCAUAGGACUGCGUGAAUCACAAUUUUAAGAGAUUGCCCUUGACGGACAAGCGGAAGCCUGCACGAUCAAACGAUGUUCAACUUACUAGCUCAAUACAUCGGGUAUGGCACAGAAGUCGGAACAACCGAUGUAAGCGAACCGAAUGAUGGGGUAAAUUGCUCGUUCGGCGAAACGGAGGAAGGUGAAUGGACAUUAGUUGAAGUGAAAGAUGGCAAUAAACAUGUGGCAGAAGAAUUUCAUCGUGUACCAUCACCUUCGCCUCUAGAGAGUCUCAGCAGUUCUAUGAUUGAGGAAGAACCAGAUGUUGAUGUAGUUGAAGUACCAGUAGGACCUUCAGUGGCUGCAGUCAUUCAAGAUUCAAGAAAGAGGAUGAGGUGUACCAAAACCAGCAAGAGACAACGCACCAAUGCAUCUAGCUUUAGCCAGCAUCGUCCUAAUCAAAUGAAAAGAGCAAACCAAGUCCUGUGUCAACGCAGCAACAAGGUUUAUCAAAAGAUGAGACAAAUUGUUCACCAACCCAGGAAAUAUUAAUUCUUAAAUUUUUGAUUAAGAUUAAAAUAUAACAACCAUCAAACUUGGUCAAGCCUAUCACACAUAUAUAAGUUUAUUUUAAUCGAUUUUCAUGGUUUUACAUUUGACCAGGUUUGAUAGUUAAUAGGAAUGAUAAUUAAAAAUUCAGGUAUUUUUAUGUGUUUGGUGUUCUAAUUUGUCUAUCUAUGUGUAUUAUAUUUCUAUUAUUCAUUACUCACCAUUAAUUUAUUAUUUUGAAGGUAGCAUUAUACUGCACUUAUUAUAUGUUAUGUAUCAUAGAUAACAUUAUUUUUUGAAGAGAAAAAAAUAUUUAAAAAAUUAACACCGCUUUUAAUUAUUGUAAAAAUUUAUCUGCUUCUAUUAAACAAAUUCCAAGCUGGCACGAGCUGUAUCAGUGAUGAAGAUAAUGCAAUGUUUUGUCAAGGUUUGCAAAUUGUAUGCUAAAAAGACCUUACAAAAAUUUGUAUUCAUGUUUGGACUUCGGUCUUUAUCAAGGCAAUUACAGCUGUCAGUGUAAGAAAAUUGUCAAGCGAAUGGAUUGUCAUGUGCCCUGAUCAUUUCAAAAUUAAUUAUGCUCUAUCAUUUUGUGAAUAUUGGUUUCUAUUUACCAUAAAUGACUGUUGUUUAUCGGUGGCCUCUGAUAUGCUUAUUUCUUGCUUUCAAAUAUUUUAACUUGCUGUAUAAAUUGGCUCUAAUUUUGCGAUGAAAAAUUAACCAAUAUAAUUGGAAUAUUUCAUUUAGCUUGCCUUGCACAAAUUUUUAAUGUCGAUUUCAUUUGUAUCAUAAAGAUAUUUGAUCUCUAAGAGCUUGUACAAAAUUUUGACGGUGAAUACAAAAAAAAAAUUAUAAAUUUUAUAUUAGCAUGCUGUGAAAAAAUAUUUUUUGUUAUUUUCUAAAUGUAUGUUUUUAUUGUAAUAUAAAAUCUAUAUUUUGUCAGUAUUUUAGUCAAUGUCAUAUGUGGUAGGCGGUUUCAUUAUUUGUCUGUUUUUUAUUGUUUGUUUCUGUUAUCCUAUACAGUACAGUAUACAACAUUAGUAUAUUAUACUAACUCGCUGUUGUGAAAAUUUCGCAAAAAACUCAUUUUAACAUUCACUCAACACCAUAUAUAUUGACUUGUGGUUCCUUAAAGUAUGUUCGAACUUUGGAAUAUGAACAAAGAAAAUACUCAUUGUUGUCAGUUUUGUUCUUUGUAUUGACUUAACUGUCUCUACUAAAAUACAAAUAAAAAAGUCUUGUAUAGAAAUUUUUGUACAAUAGUGGCUUUGUGGAAAUAUCAUACUAUGACUACAGAAUACAAAGGUUUUGCGUUUAAGUUCUAAUUUCCAUUAUCUUUUGAUUUUGAUAUACAGUACACAAUUGAUCUUGUCCGAAGUAUUUAUAUGUAAAAUAUUGGGUAUUUAAUGAAACAACCUUAUGUGGUAAUUUUAUAAUAAUGAAAUUAAAAUCUGGCCUAUGUUCUAAGAUAAUGAUAACAUUUGUUAAAUGUUAUAUUUAGGUAAUUUAGCAUUGUAUUUUGACCUCAUGUGUAUGUUAAGCUCAUUUUUGUAUCAGUGUCAUUAUUUGACACGGUAACGUAUUUCAUUCAUUUAUCAUAGUAGAUGAGCUGUCACAUAUUUGAAUCACUUUUGGCCUUUCAAAUAACCUCAUCUUCACAUGCGAUACCCGAUUUGUCAUAAUUUGAUAAAAAUGUAUGUGCUUGCCGUUGUAAAUAUGUUUUAACAAAUGUGGUAUAGUUUGUACUAUUUGGUAUUUUUCCAAAUUCUUAAACGUUUAUGGGCACUAAAUUGUAUCAUUCUAGAUUGAAGUUUCACUGCCGAAAUUUAUCAAACCGAAACAUGCUCAAUGAAAAAACUUGAAA